UAUAAAUGCAGAAUGUGUCAUAUUAUGAAACCUCCCAUCACAGACUAAUGACAUGUCUGACCAGAAGGAGGCGCUCCUUUCACUGGUAACCUGAAGAUCAGGGGAAGUUUAAGGACCUUGGACAGAGCAGAGACCUUUGAAUGUUUGAGUGAAGCUUCAACACCGACUCCAGCUUCAGGUCGCCACAUGACGCUUUUGAAAGGCGCUGCGGUGCCGUUCGCAGAUUGACACCUCUUGGUGUAAGAACGUGCCCUCCUAAACUCCUCAUCAUCACCGGCAGUGGAAGUGCUCCUGCAGCAGCCCAAACUGUGCCGUCCUUCCUGCAGACUGUGCGCAGUCUGGCCGGCUGCUGCGCGGGGACCAUGGAAGACAAAAGUAAGGACGCCAAGGGGCAAGAGUCCUACCAGCGGAGGAUCUGGAAGAAUUUCCAGGAGAAAACCAAACCGUGGCUCAGCCCGAAACUCGGAUCGGAGCGACGCAGCGGCGGUGGCGCGGAGAGCAGCAAAAAGGAAUCGGGCUUGUGGAUGUUUAAGAGGAAAAAGAAACAGCUGGACCGGGUCUUCUCGUCGUCUCAGCCGAACCUGUGCUCCCCUGCGCCGCCGCCGUCUGAAGGAGACCAGACGUUCACCGGCGGCGGAGGCGACUCGGUCCCCGGAACCAGCGGCGACGGCCAGCUCCUCCUGAAAGGAGGAAAAGCGGAGCUGACGGCGCUGCCCGUGUCCCAGCUGGUCACGCAGCAGCAGAAGAGCUCCUCUCUGGGCUCGGCGUGCUUUGAGAAGCUGGUGGUGGAGCCGGUGGUGGUUGGAGAGGAGGAGCUGCUGCGUAAAAACGCAAGUGAUUCCGGUAUCAACAUAGUGGGGCCCAGUAAUGCAGACGCUCCGCCUCAACCUCCAAGCCCAGCCAUGUUCCAGCUGGAUAUCAUCCUAAAGAAAGGGAAUAACCUGGCCAUCCGAGAUCGGACAGGGACCAGCGACCCAUAUGUAAAGUUUAAGAUUGCAGGGAAGGAGGUGUUCAGGAGUAAGACCAUCCACAAGAACCUGAACCCGGUCUGGGAUGAGAGAGUCAGCCUUCUGGUGGAAACUCUGAGGGACCCACUCUACGUCAAGGUUUUCGACUAUGAUUUUGGGCUUCAGGAUGAUUUCAUGGGCUCAGCUUACCUCUACCUGGAAUCCCUGGAACAUCUGAGGACGCUGGAUUUGACUUUGGACCUGAAGGACCCGCAUUUUCCUGAAAAUAAUCUGGGAAGCCUAGAACUAUCUGUCACUCUGUCACCAAAGGAGGGAGACGUGAGAGAUGCUACCAUGCUUUUGAGAAGGAACUGGAAACGAUCUAGUAAGUAUCAGAGUAUGCGUUUGUCAGAUGUGCACAGAAAAGCACAGCUGUGGAGAGGGAUUGUCAGCAUCAGUCUGAUAGAAGGUCGUGGCCUGCAGCCUAUGGACGCCAACGGCCUCAGUGACCCCUAUGUCAAAUUCAGAAUGGGACACCAGAAGUAUAAAAGCAAGACAAUCUCCAAAACGCUGAAUCCUCAGUGGAGAGAGCAGUUUGAUUUCCACUUGUAUGAUGAGCAGGGGGGUUAUGUAGACAUUACAGUCUGGGACAGAGAUGCUGGCAAGAAGGACGACUUCAUGGGAAGGUGUAUGAUCGACCUGUCUCUCCUGAGUAAAGAACACACACACAAGCUGGACUUGCCUCUGGAGGAAGGGGAAGGUGUGCUGGUGCUACUGGUUACACUCACUGCCUCUGCUGCCGUUUCCAUCUCAGACCUGUCAGUCAACAUCCUGGAUGACCCACAUGAGAGACACCAGAUCAUGCAGCGAUACAGCCUGUGGAGGUCAUUUCACAAUCUGAAAGAUGUCGGUGUGGUGCAGGUAAAAGUCAUCAGAGCCGAAGGACUCAUGGCAGCAGAUGUCACAGGUAAGAGUGAUCCCUUCUGUGUGGUGGAGCUGAGUAACGAUCGGCUGCAGACGCACACAGUUUACAAAAACCUCAAUCCAGAAUGGAACAAAGUCUUCACUUUUAAUGUGAAGGACAUCCACUCUGUGCUGGAGGUCACUGUUUACGAUGAGGACCGGGACAGAAGCGCGGACUUUCUGGGAAAAGUGGCUAUUCCUUUGCUAAAUAUCCAAAAUGGAGAAUGCAAAGCCUACGCCUUGAAAAGCAAGGAGCUGACAGGGCCAACAAAAGGGGUCAUCUUUCUCGAAAUAGACGUGAUUUUUAACGCUGUGAAAGCUGGCCUCAGAACUUUGAUUCCAAUCGAGCAAAAGUAUAUUGAAGAAGAGCCGAGAGUGUCCAAACAGCUGCUGCUGCAGAACUUCAACCGUGUCAGGCGUUGUAUCAUGUUCCUGAUCAACACAGGCUGCUACAUCAACAGCUGCUUUGAGUGGGACUCUCCACAGAGGAGCAUCUGUGCAUUUGUGCUUUUUGUCAUUGUGGUUUGGAACUUUGAACUCUACAUGAUCCCUCUGGCUUUGCUGCUGCCGUUAGUUUGGAACUGCAUCCGUAACACAUCGGGGAAGGACACCAGGCAAGACAUGCAAGCAGUGGAAGACCUGCUGGAGGACGAAGAUGAGGAGUUUGACAAAGAUGAUAAGGACCCUAAACCAGGCCCCUGGGAGGACAGCCAGCUGCCUAAAAGCCAUGUCCUUGAGGAUAUGUUGGCUUCCUGGCACUUUGAGUGGAUACGAGCGAUGGUGGACUCAGAGAGAAAGGGCUUCAUGAACAAGCUGUACGCCAUUCAGGACGUGUGCAUUAGCGUGCAGAACGCGCUGGAUGAAGUGGCCUCCUAUGGCGAGAGGAUAAAGAACACUUUUAACUGGACUGUGCCUUUCCUAAGCUGGCUGGCCAUCGUGGCUCUCGGAGUAGCCACUGUCAUCGUCUAUUUCAUCCCUCUACGAUACAUUGUGCUGGCCUGGGGUGUGAAUAAAUUUACCAAGAAGCUACGAGACCCUUACACAAUUGACAACAACGAGCUGCUAGACUUUCUGUCCAGAGUACCCUCAGAUGUACAAGUGGUGCAGUACCGAGAGCUGAAACUGGAUCCCAAUCCCAGUCCAAAUAAAAGGAAGAAAAACAACCCCGGGUAGAUGACUGCAUCCGCCCACUGACUCUGUCUUCUCCACUUUUCUUCUCUUGGUCUAAUACUGGACACAGAGGAGCCAAGGAAGACCACCUCAGCUCAUCUAGUCAUCGUCUCGUCCCCCUCUUCUCUGAAAACCUGUUUGUGUCUUUAAUGAUGAUGUACAGUAUCCUCAAGUGUAGCUUUUAAAUUAAUGAUCAUUCUUAUUCCCAUCAUGCUACUGAGUGAUCUU
This is a messenger RNA of Thalassophryne amazonica, 3308 nucleotides long. It is a transcript of the gene mctp1a, whose product is annotated as multiple C2 domains, transmembrane 1a. The transcript is spliced from 22 exons. Gene Ontology annotation, cellular component: synaptic vesicle membrane. Bases 363 to 3083 code for a protein of 906 amino acids. The record is from RefSeq and is a predicted model, not a curated record. Gene Ontology annotation, biological process: regulation of neurotransmitter secretion. NCBI's taxonomy places the organism in Eukaryota, Metazoa, Chordata, Actinopteri, Batrachoidiformes, Batrachoididae. Gene Ontology annotation, molecular function: calcium ion binding.